CUCUAUCUCUCUCUCUUGCGCGCUCUCUCUCUCUCUCUCUAUAUAUAAAGGUGAAGAUGGAUCACCGGAGACAUGGGAAGAGGGUCCUUCCAGCUGAUGAAUCGUGGGAGAUCAUGGAAGAACAGCAAGAUGAAGAAGAUAUACAAGUGUUCCCAGAUUACUCCCCUCGCUCUCAACAUGAUAUGUCUGCCAUCGUCUCUGCUCUUUCUCAGGUCAUCGGAACCGCCGCUGAAGGUGGUGGUGGUGGUUAUGGUGAUGACAGCAAUAGCAUCUCCUUCUCUACUUCUGGUAACUCUUAUCAACCACCACACACUCAAGAGAAAGUGAACACAAGGAGGAGAAACUAUAGAGGAGUGAGGCAAAGACCAUGGGGAAAAUGGGCUGCCGAAAUUCGCGAUCCGCAAAAGGCAGCAAGGGUGUGGCUAGGGACAUUCGAGACAGCCGAAGCAGCAGCACUAGCAUACGAUGAAGCGGCCCUUCGGUUUAAAGGAACCAAAGCAAAGCUCAACUUUCCUGAGAGAUUUGCAGGAAGGACUGAAUUAGGUUAUUGCAUUAGUACUCCACAAUUGCAAAUGCCACAAAGUUUUGUACCAACUUCUCAUCUUCGACCUCCACCUCAAACCUCGUACCCUAAUCUUCAUGAUUACACAAAGUUAAUUAACGAAAGCGGAAUGUUUACAUCGGACAUAAAUGUUCUUAAUUGUACUACCUCAUCUUCAAUGGAUAUGGGAAGUUCAUCAAAUGUUGACCCUUCACAAUAUUGGCAAGAUUUUGAUCCAGAAAAUUAAAUAAGAGAUCCAAGUUGAAUAUGAUCAUACUGAGGAUCAAUGGUGGAGGAAGAUUAGAACGUGAAAAGAUGAAAAUUUUGCAAGUUACCUCUAAUAUAUUGGUGUGUUUCUUUCUA
Helianthus annuus (common sunflower) is the source of this 904-nucleotide messenger RNA. RefSeq names its product ethylene-responsive transcription factor ERF115. Gene Ontology annotation, biological process: ethylene-activated signaling pathway; regulation of DNA-templated transcription. The coding region runs from base 57 to 788 and encodes 243 amino acids. Gene Ontology annotation, molecular function: DNA binding; DNA-binding transcription factor activity. The transcript has 2 exons. The record is from RefSeq and is a predicted model, not a curated record. NCBI's taxonomy places the organism in Eukaryota, Viridiplantae, Streptophyta, Magnoliopsida, Asterales, Asteraceae.